Messenger RNA from Juglans regia (Persian walnut), 1942 nucleotides. Its product is annotated as protein TWIN LOV 1. Gene Ontology annotation, cellular component: nucleus. The transcript has 8 exons. The record is from RefSeq and is a predicted model, not a curated record. The coding region runs from base 435 to 1643 and encodes 402 amino acids. NCBI's taxonomy places the organism in Eukaryota, Viridiplantae, Streptophyta, Magnoliopsida, Fagales, Juglandaceae.
GUGUUGGUUGUACUUGUUCGGGUUCUUGCUGCGUAGCUUCAUUUGCAUUCAUCAAACCAAAAGCGACUGAUGGGGAUCCCUCAACCAUCGUUGCCCAGUUGCUACCACAAUAUGCACACGAUAUUUUUGGUUUCUCGUCGUUAAUGGAAGCGGGUCCAGGUUCCCUUUUCACUGUUUUAGCUCACUCUCCCAUCGAGACGUAGCUCUUUCACAAUCUCUGAGAAAUCCAUGGCGUUUUGGGCGCCAAUUGCUUCGAUAAAUGACUGCUCUGCUUCCGGCUUCUCUCUGUUUUCAAGGUCUUCUAGAUAACUCGGUUUCUCGUCGAAGAAGCACACGUGGUUGAGGUACCACAUGGGAUUGGAACCAAUUCGUACACCGAGGAGAACCGAAAAAUUCACGCAACAACUAUUAGAAGAGGAAGGAGGAGGAGGAGAAUGGCAUCGCAAUUGCUUCUCAUAGAACAGUCAUUUAACAGCCGCUACUCGGUCGAUGUUCGCGAAGCCCUCGACGAAUUCUCUGAGAGUUUCACAAUCACCGACCCCAGCAUCUCGGGCCAUCCCAUCGUAUUCGCGAGCCGCGGGUUCCUGAAAAUGUCCGGUUACUCGAAAGACGAGGUGAUCGGCCAGAACGGCAGGGCAUUCCAGGGUCCCAGGACUAACCGAAGGUCGGUUAUGGAAAUCCGCGAGGCGAUUCGGGAGGAGAGGCCGAUACAGGUCAAUCUGUUGAACUAUCGGAAGGAUGGGACACCCUUUUGGAUGUUAUUUCAUAUGAGCCCAGUUUUUUGCAAAAAGGAUGGGAGGGUGACUCAUUUCGUGGGAGUUCAGGUUCCAAUUUCUCGAAAGCCGCGGCGGUCGGUGAGUGGGAUUGAGAGAAGUAGUGUGGAUUUGAGUGAAGAUGGGUCUAGGCUGCGCGGUGAUAUUUUAUUUGGGUCGUGUAGGAGGGAAGUCUGCUCUGAUACUUUGGUGGAGUUGGGUCGUGUUUUGGCUAUAGAGUCGGUCUUGGAUUCGGAUAGUAGAGGAUUAGAUAUUGAAGAGUCAUGUGAAGCAAGUGAUGUGGACAAGCGAAGAGCUGCAACUGCCAUUAACAACAUCUUGUCUGUGCUAACCCUUCAUAGCGAGUUAACAGGCAGAUUGGUGUGUGAAAAGAGAUGUAGCUUACCCGAGCAGAGCCUUCUCAGUUCAUCCUUAAAUAUUUCUCUUGGUAGAAUCAAACAAAGCUUUGUAUUAACUGACCCACACUUAGCUGACAUGCCUAUAGUUUACGCAAGUGAUGCCUUCUUAAGAUUGACAGGUUAUGCUAGACAUGAAGUAUUGGGAUUCAAUUGUCGAUUUUUGAGUGGGGUGGAUACAGAUUCCCUAACUUUAAAUCGGAUAAAGGAAAGCAUUCGAAAUGAGCAGGCGUGCACAGUACGUAUCUUAAAUUACAGGAAGGAUAAGAGUUCAUUUUGGAAUUUUCUUCACAUAUCACCUGUUCGUAACGCUUCUGGAAAGAUAGCAUACUUUGUGGGUGUUCAGAUGGAAGAAGGCUGCAAGAACCAGGACGGACAUGGUCUGAGCCCUGAGAAGAGGCAACUCAGUGCUGUUGGGGCAGUCAGGGUUGCAGUAAGGAGUUUAUCAAUGGGUGCUGACCCCUCGAAGUCAUAGGUCUCAUCUCUGCAUUCUUUGUCUGGUGAUAUUGUUGAUGUGUUGAAUAGUGUCACAGGAGAGUUGAAAAGGGAAUAAAGUAGUGAAAUGGUUUGUCACGAGUGUGUCCUUGUUGUAUUCGUAAUGUUUGUAUAUAUAAGGUUUCAAUAUAAGGUUGAAUUGAAACUGCGCUUCAUUUGUUUUAGUUUUAGUUAAUGGGAGUGAUUAGAAUUAAAGGUUUUUUAAGUGUGUGGAUUUCAUAUUAAUUGGCUAAGGAUUGAAUGACACUAUUAUGAGUAAAAGGAAAAACAUAUUUGAUC